Messenger RNA from Cadophora gregata, 1431 nucleotides. RefSeq lists its product as uncharacterized. Gene Ontology annotation, biological process: carbohydrate transport; transmembrane transport. The coding region runs from base 1 to 1431 and encodes 476 amino acids. Gene Ontology annotation, molecular function: carbohydrate:proton symporter activity. The record is from RefSeq and is a predicted model, not a curated record. Lineage: Eukaryota; Fungi; Ascomycota; Leotiomycetes; Helotiales; Ploettnerulaceae. Gene Ontology annotation, cellular component: membrane. The transcript is spliced from 5 exons.
AUGAUGAACGCACUCAACAUCCUUCCGUCAUAUACAGACUACUUCUCUCUCACGACCACGACACUCGCUCUCAAUACCUCCGCAGUCUGGCUCGGUGGCUGCUUAGCAGGAAUGUUCUUCGGUCUCGUAACUGACUGUGUCGGCCGGAAAAACGCCAUGCUCAUCGCAGCACUCAUCACAAUCUUCGCCGCAAUCCUCCAAGCAGCCAGUCAGAACAUAGCCAUGUUCGUCAUCUCCCGCAUUUUGAUUGGACUGGGCAUGAAUGGUAGUGCGACAGCUGGCCCAGUCUACAUUGCCGAGACGCUGAAGCCCCAGUGGCGAGGAUGGGGUUUGGGUUUGUUCUUUGACUUUUAUUACGUCGGGGGCCUGAUCUCGGCUGGUAUUACGUAUGGAACGGCGAGGAUGCAGAGUACGUGGGCUUGGAGACUUCCUUCUGCUUUGCAAGGUCUGUUCAGUAUCCUCUGUAUCGUCAUUCUACUGUUCAUCCCAGAGUCUCCGAGAUGGCUCAUCCAUAAGGGACGGAAAGAAGAAGCUAUCGAAGCUAUUGCUCUUACUUGCGCAGACGGCAAUAAAGACGAUCCGGUUGUGAAAGUGCAGUAUCAGGAGAUUGUUAAUACGCUUGCUUGGGAGAAGGAGCAGGGUGAGACGUUGAGUCUGCUGCAGACUGUUAAGACACCUGGUGCUAGGAAGAGGAUGAUGCUUAGCUUGAGUGUUGCGGUGUUUACGAUGUUGAGUGGGAAUAAUAUUGUUAGUUAUUAUUUGGGGACGAUGUUAACGAAUGCGGGCAUCACGGAUAGUACGACUCAACUUGAGAUUAACAUCAUUCUCAAUGCUUGGUGUCUGGUUAUAUGCCUCUUUGGGACAUCACUCCUGGAUAUCCUGGGUCGCAGGUCCCUGGCUGUCUGGUCGACUGGUCUUCUGACAAUGUUCAUCUUUAUGAUCGGUGGUCUCACAGCUGCCUACGGCACUUCAACCAAUACUGCCGGAGUCUACGGUACCGUAGCAUCAAUCUUCCUAUUCCAAGGCUCAUACUCUUUUGGAUGGACACCACUUACGAUGGUAUAUCCUCCCGAAGUACUGAACUUCAGCAUCCGCUCGAACGGCAUGGCAAUUUACGCAUUCAUCGUCAAUGGCGCAGGCUUGCUGGUGACGUUCGCGUUCCCGCAUGCGCUAAAUGCUAUUGGAUGGAAGACAUAUAUGAUCAAUGGGGCUUGGGAUGUGCUUGAACUUGUUUUUGUAUUGUUAUUUUGGGUUGAGACGAAAGGGAAGACUUUGGAAGAGAUCGAUGAGUUCUUUGAUGGGGAGAAGCAUAGUGAUGUCCCGGAUCUGGAAUCGAUCAUGAAGGGGGAGCCGAGACAUGAGGAUUUGGUUGUUGAUGGUGUUGAGCCGGUCACGAAAGUCCCUGUCAAGGUUUCGAAGCAGGCGGGCUAG